This is a messenger RNA of Solanum pennellii, 2314 nucleotides long. RefSeq names its product AT-rich interactive domain-containing protein 2-like. The transcript is spliced from 2 exons. Bases 1324 to 2109 code for a protein of 261 amino acids. The record is from RefSeq and is a predicted model, not a curated record. Lineage: Eukaryota; Viridiplantae; Streptophyta; Magnoliopsida; Solanales; Solanaceae.
UGCUACUGUAUCAAGAAAAAGUUUUUUUUUUUUUCGUUCAAUUUUCGGCCUGAAAAAUUGAAUCGCGAAGUUGUUCAAGAACUAGAUUUCAGAGAAAACUUGAAAAGAAUGAAUUUGGGCAAGAGUUUAAAGAACGCGAUAAAGAAUUAGGGUUUAAAGUGUUAAUUUUUUGCGCCUUGGAGAAAAUAAAAACGAUUAUUCUAAUGAAUCAGAAACGCACAUACCUGGAAAUCUGAUAAAUUUCGUAAUGAUCGGAGAAUUACAGCGUCGAUAACUUGUUUUCUGACCCGUAUACGUACAAGAAGAUCAAGUAAUAUGUAUCUUUAUUCAGUUCCUUGAAUUUUUCGUGCUUAGAAAUUAUCGAAAUUUUAUAUUGCCACUGCUCCUCUGUUCUGUAAUUCUAGCUUCAACGGAAGAGCUGAGAUCAGAGGCUUUUGAUUGAAAAAAGAAUUUUCGUGAAAACUUUUAAUUGUUUUCUAAAAAUUGGAAAAAUUGAAGAUCAUUUCAUCGUUUUUUGAACAAACACCAUCUUAAUACUAGUUAGAAAUGUGUUGGUGAGAUAAGUUUAGAGAUUGAAUGUUGAACGAACUAUAGGAUGAUUCUUGGUUUUCUAUUGGAGUUUUUGGGGAAAUUUAUUUGUUUAUUUCGUGUGAUUGUUUGAGUUUAUUUGAUAGAUUCAUCACGAAGGAUUGAGAUGUGUUUUCUUCAAUAUAUAGUCUUGAUCUUUACUCUCCUAACUCUCUUUAAAUUUGUUUGGGAUGUACAAACAGAAGAGCCCUUAUAGUUUCUGAAUUGUCUCCUUGUGACUGUAAAAGAGUCAGCCAGAAAUAAAGACGGUUAAUCCUUUCUCUGCGUUCAAAUAUGUAACUCUGUGAUGUAUGUUUCUUCUAAGUGUAUGUCUUUAAUAUAGAUAGACAUUCGUAGAUUCUUAUUAUCUACAGAUGUAUCAAGUAUUGUUAUGACAUUAGUUAUCUAUUCAUAUAGAAAUGAGUCGUGAAGGUCUAAUUUUGCUGACAGAUAAUCAGAAGAUUUUCGAAGUAGUUGCAUGAAGCUUACUUGACAUUUGAGGAGGAGGGGACUUAGAUCUGGUUCCUGAUGAGACUUGUGCUGAUAAACUAUUGCUCUUUGUUGAAUAAUCUUUACUAUUACGCAACUCUGCUUUCCGUUUGUGUCCAGUCUUACUCGUUCAUCUGUUUAACUUCUCAUUUUUGGCAUGUACAGAAGGGCUGCUAAAGGAUCUUUUAGUGCUGUCAAACGGGGAACUUGGAUAACCCUUUCAGUCGACCAAAGCUUUCCAUUCACGCUUGAUUCUGCUGCACAAGUAUGACGAAAGCAAAAGAACUACCGGAUACAUCCCUGACCAGUGAGAAGAAAAAAGAAUGGUGUGAAUUCAUCUAUGAAGAUAGCGAGAAAUUGGUAAUCCCAGUAGGACCCAGGUUUCAGGCUGUUGUGCCAGAUUGGGCCAACUCUCCGAAUGUGGGAACUCCAGUUGUAGUAGCAGAUACAGAUAAUGCAUUAAGAGCAACAAAGAAGGAAAUUGUAUGCAAGUAUAAAGAGGAGGAAUCUGAUACCUCAAAAUGGCUUGGCACACGGGUAUGGCCAAGAGCCAACAACCUAGAAAACAAGGAAGAUAAUGAGGAGUUGGUUGGGAAAGGGCGAAACGAACAUUGUACUUGUAGGUCCCCUGGAUCAGUCGAAUGUGUUAAAAGACACGUUAAAGAAGAAGGAUUGAAGUUGUGGUUAGAACUGUUGACAGCCUUUACUGCCUGGAAAUUUGGUGAGAUGGGCGAAGAAGUUUCCAAUGUGUGGAAUCUUAAGGAACAAAAAAGGUUCAGCUCCAUCAUUAAGAAGUGUCUGUCUAAAGGUGAAAGCUUUAUGAGACCAGCAUUAGAAUCUAUUCCUUCAAAGAAUAGGCAAAGCAUCAUCAAGUAUUACUUCAAUGUUCACAUUCCUCGGCGUAUCAGGUCAAAUAGUAAAACUAACACCGAUGAUGAAGAGGAGGAAGACGAAGAAGAGGAGGUCACUGCUCCCAAACAUUCUCGUAAAAGGAAAGGUGCCUGUUCUACUUCUAAAUCUCUGAAGAGAAAGUACCUAAGUGGUCGACGAUGACACCAGAAGUAUCAAUGCACAUUCUUUUUUAGUUGACAGACAAAUGGAGUUAACAAUUUGUACAUUGGUUUUAAAGCCAAGAAAAGGAGAAUUUUUUUUGGAUAUUGAUGCAAUCAAUGUAUUGAGAUCUGAUAGUAUAGCACAACAAAACUAUACAAUUUGAGAGGAUAUUGCUUCUUCUAAUAUUUUGUGAUUGCCUUAUUUA